Molecule: messenger RNA, 1567 nt
Organism: Pollicipes pollicipes
Lineage: Eukaryota; Metazoa; Arthropoda; Thecostraca; Pollicipedomorpha; Pollicipedidae
Product: co-chaperone protein daf-41
Exons: 4
Coding region: 132-662 (176 amino acids)
Biological process (GO): protein folding; chaperone-mediated protein complex assembly
Cellular component (GO): nucleus; cytosol
Molecular function (GO): Hsp90 protein binding; protein-folding chaperone binding
Source: RefSeq, a predicted model, not a curated record
AUUACAUCCCGCCGCGUGGGAUAUCGCGGGGCAACGUUUGGUUCGCGCGGUGAUCGUCGCCGGGCUGUAGAAUAUCCGCGUGACGAAUUGGGGUUUUCGGCUGCACUGCGAAGCGUCACUGGCCGCGUGUUAUGGUUACCGCGGAAAUGGCAAGCACAGGAAUCAUCCAUCCACCAGUGACUUGGGCGCAAAGAAACAAUCUUAUCUUCCUUACGAUAAAUGUGGAAGAUGUCAAGGACGCAGAUAUCAAGGUGGAAGAAAGCCGUUUGCACUUCAAGGGAACAGGGGGUUCUGACAAGAAGACCUAUGAAGCGGACAUGGAGUUUUAUGGAUCAAUAGACUCUGAAACCUCUAAGCAGCAGAUCUCGGACCGAAACAUCCAGCUGGUGCUGAUGAAGAAGGAGGAGGGGCCGUACUGGCCGCGUCUGCUCAAGGCGACUUCCAAGAUGCAUUGGCUCAAGGUUGACUUCGGCAAAUGGAAGGACGAGGACGACAGUGAGGACGAGGAUGGCGCCGGGAGCGAGAUGAACCUGGAAGCGAUGAUGAAGCAGAUGGGAGGGCUGGGCGGAGCCGGCGCCGGCGGUGACGGCGCCAAGCCCAGCAUGGACGAUCUCAGCGACUCGGACUCGGACACGGGGGAGCUGCCGGACCUCGAGGAAUGACCGGGACCCGGCUAGUGUCUGUCCUGCGUGGAUGUCGGUACGAGCGGCGGCGGACCACCGGUGGCGGCUAGACCAAGCCAGCCACACAUAUUUUGCUUUUGUCAUUAAUCUCCUGGACCCUCGACGGCGUUUCGUCAAAGUUGAUCUCGCGCUUAUGUAAUGAAGACGUCUCAUUCAGCUUGCGUUCAUAUUGUUUGUUCGGGACGAAUGACUUUGUAAUGUAAGACUAUUCUGUCGUCUGUUGUUCUGUGGCUAUCGCUAUUGCCGGUGUCUUUUGCUAAUCAGGCGCAAGGAAGUAGAGCAAGAGAGCCAACGAUCUCUGGCCCGUCUAUUAACCAUCGCUUCAUGGGCGGUGUCAACGAACUAAAUUGUCAGUUGAGAUUCAUGCCGCGAGAUGGCACCUGAACUAGUCACGUGCGGUGGCUUAAUACAGUGCCGAGUUGAUUACUAAGGCAGGCAGGCUUUUCACGAAUGCGAUGUCAUCGCUUUACGUGAGAGGCUACGUCAUUGUUCUCCGGAACUACAGCGUGGUGGGCGGGACUUCUCUGACAACUUCCGUCCUCCUGGGAUCACCAUCACGUUCGUCACGGCAUGUUACCCUUGCCCGUGCCCCCGCAGGUGCCACCGCGGCGCCGCCGCCGCCGCCGCGGCUGCCCUCCCGACGUCGGCGGCGCGCGAUAACUGCCGGCGGCCGGCCGGCCGGCCGUGAUGGCGUCCGCGGCUGGCUGCCGGCGCGUCCGUUGUGAUAGGUGUCCCCAGUUCGCUUGUGUUGGCGGCUGUGUUGGCAGUGCCGCGUGGCCCAGGAGGAUGCACUGUGCCGUGCUCGGGUAACUCAUACACGGUCCAACUGUACUUGCGCCCACAAGCAGUCUUUUUUAUUUGAAUAAAAUGUGUAUGCCUUCGCC